AUGGACAGCGGCGGCAACAGGAGCGGCGCUGCCGGGGGAGGGGACGGCGCGUGCAGCGGCGGCCACCUGUGCCACCUGUGCGGGUACAAGUACGCGAGCGCGCACCCCAGCGCCAAGCAGCGGCGCGCGCACCGCAAGAACUGCGGCGCUGGCGGCGGCAAGUCGCCGCCCACCGCCGCCGCCGCCGCCAGUGCGGAGGCAGAGGAAGAGCGCCAAGGCAAGAAAUUGGUGCCAGGUGAGGAUGUCGGAGGAGAGGGAAAUGGGGCGCCUGCUUCGGAUUCUGGCGCCGUUUUGCCCGGAUCUGCGGAGGAUGUUGGGAACGCAGUAGAUGACGACGACACUGGAGUGCACUCUUCCUCUAAUAGUGCCGGAGUUGACGUCAUUAUCAAUGAUGUGACUUCUGAAGGGCCUCCUAAGGCUAAUGGAACUGACGUUCAAACUGAAGUUGAUCUGCCGCUGCCUGAAAGCGCACCGCAUUUUCAAGAUUUGUAUCCGUCUGAAUCACAUUGUAGUGGUGAUCAGCAUCAGGAUGCCUCCGCUUCCCAUUGUCAGUCAGAGCCUGAAGAUGGUGCAAGAUUCAGUCCAGACUUCUCUGCAGAUGAAACAAGCAAGUCUAAUGCUGUGUCCCUGGCAUCAGAUGCCGCUUCAGGUGAAUUUUCUGCACAAACAAUUGCUACAGCUGGUAGCACUGAUGGUAUUGCCGUUACUGAAAACGAUUGUAUGAUCAACACCAUUGAUGAAGACAAAACUAGUGAGGGCAUGUUGGUAAAAGGUAAUGAGGUUGAUUCGUUCUAUCAAGAGAAGCUGCAAACCAAAAUUGUUGAGGGGCAUAGUCCUACUACAGUGGAGGAAGAUCUAUAUGUCAACAACUUAGGUGUGGUUCCCGGAGAGCAAAACCCCAGUGAAGACACUGAAUCCAAGGACGAAAGCAGGGUUAUCGAACCUAACCCAGUUGAGCAAGUUUGUACCAUCAAGGAACCUGUCGAUGUACUUGGGAAUAAGGAGCCUUAUACUGAUAAUAAUGCCCACACAGAUGAUACCAGUAGUGAUGAUUUAUCUCAACUUGCUGGUGGUUGUCAUUUGGAGGCAGCAGAUGUUGUCGAAACACAACAGCAAAUUGAUUCUACUUCUGUGGUAGCAGAUCAGCUGACAAACUCCAAACAGACGGGCCUUGAAGAAGGGUCAAGCUAUCCUGGUGCAGAUGAGGUUACCCAAGCUGUAUCAAGUGCAACAGAGCCUGCUGUGGAUAGUCCUGUUGCUGAGGUCAUAUCAGCUGGUAGUGCUUCUGAUGUUACAAAGAAAGAUACCUCCGAGGUGACAACAGAAGAUGACACACAGAAUAAUUCAAGCCAUACAAGUGAUGUCAUUUCCAUGCCAUCUCAAAUUGACCCAAUAGAGCCUAGCUUAGACCCUACUCAGGAGAUCAGUAUGAGUAGCGAGCAUGAUGUUGAUGAGAAUAAACAAAUUGAGAACGUUAGUGUGGACCUUACCUCCCGUGAGACUAAUGAUGUAUGCAGUACGGAUAACAUCGAAGAGAUUAAGCAGAUUGAAGAAAUCAGUGCAGAAGAUGGUACUCUGAAGACCAGCAUAUUACAGAGUGCAAGUAGUGUUGAGGAAAAAGAACAGAUUGAAGAGGUGAUAGCAGAUCCUGCUUCUGACAGUAUCGAUGUGAUAAGCAGCAGAGACAUAAUUGUGCAAAAGGAACAGAGUGUUGUCCAUGUCGGAACUGCUCAUGAGAUAAAUGUGGUGGAUAUCCCAGCUAUAGUUGAAUCAGAGAAGCACGGUGAAGAAACUACCGCAGACCUCCCAGCUAUAGUUGAAUUAGAGAAGCACGGUGAAGAAACUACCGCAGACCCUACUGCUCAGAUGACGAACAUUAUUACAGAUAAAGUUGAAGAAAAGAAGCAAGAUGAAGAAAUUACGCCAGGUCCUGCUCCUCAUGCUAUUAAUGUGAUACACGAAGACAAUAUGCAGAAUGAAGACAUGACAGAGAUCCCUAGUUCUCACGAAAAUGUACUUGACGACACAGAUAUUGUUAAAGAGAAGGGUGAAGAAACUAUGUCAGAGCCAACCUCUCACAACACUGAUGCGGUAAGCAUUGUUGAUGCCGUUGAAGGAAAGGAGAAAGAAGAGGUAACUCCAGAAUCUACUCUUGAUGUUAGCUUGGUCCACACCAUUGACAAUGUCAAAGGAAAGGAGAGUGAAGAGCCUACUUCGGACCCUACAUCCGUCAAUGCCGGAGGCAAUGCAGGUACUAUCCUUGUCGCGGACUCUAGUUCUCACAUGAACAGCACACCACAGGGCACAAAUGAUGCCAAAGAAGAGAACCGGGAUGAAAACACUGCCGCGGACCAUGCUCGGACUGAUGGUGUUGAAGAAAAGAAGCAGAAGGAAGAGACUGCAGCAGAGACCAACACCAAGGAUAGCGCGAAUGACCAUCCAAAUGAAGAGAUCACAGACAAGGAAAUGACAAUAGAUUCAGAUAAGAGCCAUGUGUCCCUGAAGUCCCUUCUCUCCGAGAAAGGCAUUGAAUUUGAAGUUAAAGAAAAGAAGGCGAGCACCAAGGACCGAAUGCUGUCGUUCAGGCGCCGAUCGUCGAAGGACAACCCUUCGCCUGUCAAGCCUGGUUCCGAGCAGCAAGACUGGAACUCUCCGGCCAGGUUACCGGUGGAGAAGUCGCCGAAAGGGAAGAAGCAGCAGUGGAUGCCGUUUAUUUGCUGCCACUCCAUGAACUGA
Triticum turgidum subsp. durum (durum wheat) is the source of this 2736-nucleotide messenger RNA. The record is from the annotation of a GenBank genome assembly. NCBI's taxonomy places the organism in Eukaryota, Viridiplantae, Streptophyta, Magnoliopsida, Poales, Poaceae.